Arabis nemorensis is the source of this 447-nucleotide messenger RNA. The record is from the annotation of a GenBank genome assembly. Lineage: Eukaryota; Viridiplantae; Streptophyta; Magnoliopsida; Brassicales; Brassicaceae.
AUGGAUCUUGACCUUGCGUUAAGGAUGGAACAACCUGCUUCUCCUACAGAUACCAGCACUGCUGAGUAUAAGAUGGUUUGUGAGAAGUGGGAACGUUCUAAUCGUAUUGGUUUAAUGAUCAUUAUGGACACCAUUCUGGAAACCUUUAGAGGUAAUGAGGGGACCAAUGAUCUCAAACAGUUCUUUGCUGAGAUGGACUUGCGGUUUGCAAGUAGUGAUAAAGCAGAAAUAAGNACGCUUCUGUAUCGCUUUAGUACCAUGAGGUAUCACGGNAAANGGAACAUAAGGGNGUACAUUUUGGAAAUGUCAAACAUNGUUUCAAAACUUAAGACACUCAAGACUGAGCUUUCAGAAGAUGUGCAUAUUUUUUGUCUUGAACUCUCUUCCUUCUCAAUUCAAUCAGUUGAAAUCCAAUUACAACACACAGAAGGAGAAAUGGUCUCUUAA